Messenger RNA from Symbiodinium natans, 960 nucleotides. Lineage: Eukaryota; Dinophyceae; Suessiales; Symbiodiniaceae. The record is from the annotation of a GenBank genome assembly.
AUGGAUUGCAUCCCUGAGGACAGCCUUCCUCAAGGGUCUUGCGAGGCUCUGGAUCGCGGAGCGCCGUCAGACGAUGCGAGCUCCGAGCUCUCCUCUGCGGCGUCCCUGAGUCGGCAGUGCACGGAGUUCAGCGAUGUCGCGGCCCUGGACUUGAUGUCGCGGCAGUUCACCGAUUUUGCCACAAGGCAAGGCGAUUUCUGGGUGCGCAAGUGCUCCGAGCCCGCCAUCAGCCACCAAAGGCAAACUACCCAGGACCCGAGACAAGGUCAGUUCGGCCGACAGAGCUCGUGCCCACCUCUUAGUCGCCCUCAGAUGGCAUUUGACGAGCUUGACCUUGCGAACCUGGUGGAUCCCAUCCGCGAGGAGUCGCAGGAAGAGACCCAUGAGGAGGACCGGGAUGACCUGAUAUCCAAAGCGAUCUGCGCAGCUGUGGCCGAAUGUGACUUCAGCGUCGCGAUUGCAGACCCGACGGGGUUAGACUUCGAGAUUAUUGCGGUCUCCGAAGAGUUUCAGCGACUCACGGGGUACUUGCCAGAGGAGUCGGUGGGCGAGAACUGCCGCUUCCUCAGCGAAGGCUGCCCCCAACAUGCCGGGCCGGCGCUGCGCGAGGCCUGCGAGACCGGGGCGCCGUUCACCUCGAUCCUGGUGAACCGCAGGAAAUCAGGUGAGUUCUUUCUCAACCUCCUGUCGAUACGCGGCCUCGUGCUGGCAUCUGACAGUGCUGGCAAGGACAUCUGGAUACUUGUAGCUGUGCAGCGUGAUGUGUCGCUGCUGCCCGUCGCAAACUUGCCGAGCAACGAAGCGUCGAUGCUCAAGGUGGCGAGUCGCAUAAAUCGGCGGCUCUUCAAGUAUGCCACAGAGCUGGGCCUCCUGGCCGAGAUACUCAGAGCAUUCUCAAGAAGCUGCAACAGACUCGCAGGCUAUCGCAGGCUCCAAUCUGAUUACUGGCUCCGACAGUGA